AUGAGGACUGGGGUGGCUGCCCUGGUGGGUGGCAUUGUGGGAGUUUUGGGAGUACUGUGCUUCCUGGUAGCAUUUGGAACAGACUACUGGCUGCUGGCAAGCGAUGAUUGUGGGGUUGUUGGCCAACCAGAAACAACACACAACUUCACAGGUACCCAGAGCCCAGGCAACGGGAGUGAGGCAGUGGAGCUGACACAGGAGCCUGCCACGCCCUCUGUCAUUUUACACCAUGAAGGUUUCUUCUGGCGCUGUCUCUUCCCAGCUGAUCCCUCGUUUCAUGUUGUCUGGGCUGUUCUCUUCACAAACCAGCCAGUGCAGAAGAUCUGUACGCACGGAUACCUCUUCCCGCUCCCAGUGGCCGUGGGCCCAGUUCCCCAUCCCAUGUACGAUGCCACAGCAGUGUUCCGCGGGUUCUGGACCGUGUUUACGGUCCUGGCGGUGGUGGCUGCUCUGACCGGCGGGUUCCUGUUAGUGUGUGCCGUUCCUUUCUUCAGUCACAAACUUUACAGGACCGGUGGAGCCUUCCUCAUCACUGCUGCAUGUCUGUUCCUGGCUGUGGUGGUGUUGUUUUUGCUGUGGAAGGAGCUGGUGGAUGUGAGAAGGUAUAUUCUACAGGAGAGGGGUGAGGGGUGCCCAGAUGCCCAGGUUGAGGUGCACUACGGCUGGUCCUUCAUGGUGGUCGUGGCUGGUGUUCCCCUGGUCCUCCUGUCCGGCCUGCUCUUCCUCUGCAUAGGAAAGAGUCUCCAGAGGCAGACGUGA
Chanos chanos (milkfish) is the source of this 759-nucleotide messenger RNA. Its product is annotated as transmembrane protein 182-like. The transcript is spliced from 5 exons. The record is from RefSeq and is a predicted model, not a curated record. Lineage: Eukaryota; Metazoa; Chordata; Actinopteri; Gonorynchiformes; Chanidae. Bases 1 to 759 code for a protein of 252 amino acids. Gene Ontology annotation, cellular component: membrane.